Messenger RNA from Hylaeus volcanicus, 861 nucleotides. RefSeq lists its product as uncharacterized. Lineage: Eukaryota; Metazoa; Arthropoda; Insecta; Hymenoptera; Colletidae. Bases 27 to 749 code for a protein of 240 amino acids. The transcript has 2 exons. The record is from RefSeq and is a predicted model, not a curated record.
GUGACGUAGGACACGUGGAAAAACGGAUGAGCACACGGCUCAGAAAUUUAAAAAAAAUAGAAAAGCUUGGUGGAAAAGGAAAAUUAACAGACAUUUUAAUUAAAAAGUUAACCACAUAUUAUAGACUAGCGAUAAGACGAAAUGUAGAUUCCGUGACCGAUAUGAGAAAAGCCAUAAUGGCAACAUUACACCAUCUGUGUUCCACAAAUGAAAAUCCAAAUCAUGACAAUUGUCCAAUCGGAGCCGACAGCUGGUGCGAGUGGCGGAAGGCUCAGGCGGCAGGUCAAGAAAAAUUGUUCGACCAUCCACCCCCACUUCACCCAGAUGUCGCUAAACACAUACGACCUAUUUACGAAGAACUUUCGAAGGAAGAUCUGCUAAUUCGAUGUUUAGGUGGCCAUACCCAGAAUUCGAACGAAAGUUUCAAUUCUACAGUCUGGCGCCUAGCACCGAAACAUUUAAAUUCAGGCCUAAAAAUUAUCGAAAUUGCCGCUUUCAUUGCUGCCAGCAUUUUUAAUGAAGGGUACUCGUCCAUCCUUCGAAUAAUGAACGCACUACAAAUAAACGUUGGACAACAAAGCAAAUUUUUUGCCGAUACGCACGACGCGCAACGAAUCUCGAGGCAGGAGCGCCGCAGAUCAAGCAGCACGAAGGAGGCUCGAACAGCUUGCACACUGGUUCAAAUGCAACAAAACGAAUUUCAUGAGGAAGCGGAAGGCUUGCUGUAUGGGCCUGGUAUAGCAGACUAACCUCUGAUUACAAUAAGAAUUGGAUAUGCUACAUUGUACACAAUCUGUUACUCUUCGUGGUGAAGUGCUUAUGAAGAUUAUGUAAAUACCAGGAAUAAAAAGUACUAAUUCC